CACACUGUCCAACACACACACACGCAGCCACCCAGUCAGCCAGUCCUCUCGCUUUCUCUCUCUUCACUCUCCUCUCUCUCUCUCUCUCUCUCUCUCUCUCUCUCUCUUUUUCUGUCCGUCUUCUUGCCGUUUUGUUGGUUUGUCACAGAGACACUCCACUCGCUGCUGCUCCAGAGAGAGAGCGCUCCCAAUGUCCUCUUUCUCGGGCCCGGCAAGAGAAACAAACAGAUAAUCGUUGUAGUCUCUUCUCUUGUCCAGGUGAACGCUGGUUGUCUUCCAGACAGACACCAUAACACAAAUAAGGCUUCCUUUCUCUUCUCCUCUCUUCUUUCUAAUAGACUGAAAAAGGUGAAGGAAAACCAAGAAAGAUAGUUGAUGGGGAGGAGCUUCAUACUCGUACUUGUUACUUCCCUUCUACUAAUGCUCAUUGGAGUGUGCCAAGGGAGCAAAGUUGGAGUUUGCUAUGGAAGAAAUGCUGAUGAUCUUCCCACACCAGAUAAAGCUGUACAAUUGAUUCAAAAUCAUAACAUUAAGUAUGUGAGGAUUUAUGACUCUAACAUCCAAGUUCUGAAGGCCUUUGCAAAUAGUGGAAUUGAGCUGGUGAUUGGUAUUCCAAAUUCAGACUUGUUGCCAUUCUCACAAUUUCAAUCUAAUGCUGAUACUUGGUUAAGAAACAACAUUCUUCCAUAUUAUCCAGCCACAAAGAUCACAUACAUAACAGUUGGUGCUGAAGCCACUGAGGUUCCCAAUAAUGUCUCUGCGAUGGUAGUACCUGCUAUGCAGAAUGUUUUCACUGCUCUGAGAAAGGCUGGUCUUCACAAGAAAAUCAAAGUUUCCACUACUCAUUCUUUGGGUGUUUUGUCCCGGUCAUAUCCACCUUCAGCAGGGGCUUUCAAUAGUAGCUAUGCAUUCUUUCUGAGACCCUUGCUGGAAUUUCUUGCUGAGAAUCAGUCACCUUUCAUGGUUGAUACAUACCCUUACUAUGCCUACAGGGAUUCCUCUAGCAAUGUUUCCCUGGACUAUGCUCUAUUUGAGUCAUCGUCUGAAGUAAUCGACCCAAAUACUGGUUUACUUUACACAAAUAUGUUUGAUGCCCAGAUUGAUGCUAUUUACUUUGCUUUGAUGGCUCUCAAUUUCAGAACCAUUAAAAUAAUGGUGACCGAGACAGGCUGGCCUUCCAAAGGAUCUCCUAAAGAAACAGUUGCAACUGCAGACAAUGCCCAAACAUACAACACAAAUCUGAUUCGCCAUGUCAUCAAUGACACUGGCACUCCAGCAAAGCCAGGACAGGAGCUAGAUGUAUACAUCUUUUCCUUGUUCAAUGAGAACAGGAAACCAGGGUUAGAAUCUGAGAGAAACUGGGGCUUAUUUUUCCCGGACCAGACAAGUGUAUACAACCUUGACUUCACUGGCAGGGGUACAGUGGAUAUCACAACAGGUGCCAACAUCACCAGUUCAAAUGAAACAUGGUGUGUUGCAGCAUCUAAUGCUUCUGAUGCUGACCUUCAGAAUGCCCUCGAUUGGGCUUGUGGAUCUGGGAAUGUGGAUUGUUCUGCUAUUCAGCCAAGUCAGCCUUGUUUUGAGCCAGAUAACCUCAUAUCUCAUGCAUCAUAUGCUUUUAACGGUGUGAGUGCAGGCAAG
Molecule: messenger RNA, 1641 nt
Organism: Coffea arabica (coffee)
Lineage: Eukaryota; Viridiplantae; Streptophyta; Magnoliopsida; Gentianales; Rubiaceae
Source: RefSeq, a predicted model, not a curated record